Molecule: messenger RNA, 1337 nt
Organism: Odontomachus brunneus
Lineage: Eukaryota; Metazoa; Arthropoda; Insecta; Hymenoptera; Formicidae
Exons: 2
Coding region: 109-417 (102 amino acids)
Source: RefSeq, a predicted model, not a curated record
GACCGCGUAUAAAAGCGCGACACCUCGGCAACUUGAGCAUCAAUCGACGAUCUACGAAUCGACCAGCUCAACCAAGCUUCCUUCAUCUACUCAGCCCACGCAGCCGACAUGAAGUGCAUCGCAGUUAUCGCUCUGUUCGCCUUGGUGGCCGUCGCAGCCUUCGCGGAGGCCAAACCCACCGGGGUGGAGUCCGAGGUCGUCGAGCCGGCGGCUCAGGCCGAGCCUACUUCACCGGAAGCGGCCAGGAACAAGCGAGGGUUGCUGUUCGGCGCGGCUUACACGGCACCGGCGGUCGCUUACAGUGCAUACACCGCGCCGCUCACGUACUCCGCAUACAGUUACCCCUAUGCGUACACGGCCUAUUCGAGCUACCCCUAUUACGCCUCCGCGUACAGCGCGCCUUACUACUUGGCCUAGAUAUGUACGGACCGCGCACACACCUCCCCCCCACACACAAUACACACAUACAUAUACACACACACAUACACCGGGGAGCACACACAACACGCGAAACCGAGACCAACCCAAUUUGACGAGGACGACGGCGACGACGUUGAUUUCGACCGGCCCUGUACUCGCCACGUGAUUACGUAGGACUUAUCGGUGAAGAGACAUAACGAAGGAGACGUUGCUUCGUGUGCCGAGCCAGAAAUAUCCAGGUCGUACUUGUAAACCGUGUACGCACGAAGAAACGCAUUCUUGCGCACCGUCUAUUCGAGAACUACGUAUAUUAUACUCUGUUAGAAACACACUUGCACACGUAGCAAACGUCUCUGAACAGUCUGCUACACAGGCUGCUCAGACCAGCUGACAAAACGGACUAUCCACCAUCGGCGGACCUACACGAGGAGAAUUCGCAACGUGAUAUCGCACAUUGCUCUCUGUUCUACAAAAUGUAACAAAAAAAAUAUAUCUCACUGACGAAACGUUGUCGUCACUGUCUCCUCGCGUACGUCGCACCCGUGAGCCGCGUAACUCACUGUAGAGAAAUGAAUACCUCGAUUGUAUGUAUGUUAUUCGUGUAUGCACACUCUCUUAUAUUAUAUUCCACUCUCUCAUUAAUAUCUGUAUGUCUCCGAAGAAUGAAAUCUACCCGUCGAAGGCGUCCAAAUUUUCCACGGGGAGAAUAUCGGCAACGCGAUUCUACAUGAUGUUUCAUCCCGCGUAAAGCAUUAAAAAAGAAAGAAAAAAAAAAAAAUUAUUGACGAAACGGUGUCGAUAGUUUUCCCUCGUGCGCGUGUAUUUUCUCCGAGAGACAUUAUUUGUCGUAUUUACGCGAAUCAUGUAAUCCCUUCCAAAGAAAAGAAUAAUAAAUAUUAACAAACGAUGCAUUGAUA